CCCAAAACAUAUGGCAAAGGAUGGCGGUCCGUCACUCCGUUGAACACCGUUUUGGUCGUCGUCAUCCUGGCUCUUCCUUUACCAGGUCUUUGCUCCUCCUUUUCGUGUCUCGGCGGUCUCAAUAAAAUUAAUUAAAUUUUAUUCGCGAGUGAAACGAGUGCUAGGUAGUCCAGGCAGUGGGGAAAUUUGUAGGGGGUAGCGCUUAGCGACAGCGAGAGCAACAGAAUUGAGGACGUGCUGUCAGGUUCGAUUUUUUAGAUUAUAAAAAGUUCUAUUUUUAUCGCAAUCACUUUCCAAACUCAUUCAAUUUUUCGAAAGUAAUUUCGUUUUUUGUGCCUUUUUAAGUGAAUUCUGUGUUCAUUUCCGUCUUUGGGGGUCGUGUUUACAUGAAGAGGUAUUGAGUUUUUUUGGAGUAAUUAAAGAGAUGAGAGAGUAUAUUAGAGAAAAAGUCAUUUGAUUGUUAUUUGAUGACGGAAAUAUGUUUUGGAGAAAAGUCUUUCUGGAAAAUGAGGCUUUGAGAUUUGAAAAGACUUCGGAAACCUGAUUAACAGGAAGAAUUGACGUUUGGAGCAGAGCACCGUUUGAAAAUCGAGCGCGAAGGCAAGAUCCGUGAUCGAAGAGGAAGAGCCAUGUCUACGCAUGGAGAAUGGGCUCGAUUGCUUCGGUGCUUCAGUGGCAUUGCUCGGAGUGCUCUCUGAUAAAUCCGACCGAGAGCGCGCAAUGCGCCAGGUGUGGCUUAUCCCGAGUCCGAAGUGAUCAAAUCAGAACAUGGCAUCGACCUUGGAACGACCCUCUGAUUGACCUCCCAAGUACCUCCAGAACUGGUGGUCGCACCGAACUAUCCUCAUCACGUUCCUCCAGUCCUCCAACUCCUCCGCCGCGGCUUCGAAAUCCUGGAAACAAUGCGCUUAUCGAACUUACCUUAUCCUCGAAGAAGCCGCGGCCACCACUUCCAGUAAGCCGCAACACUGUUCAAACCUAUCACGCCCUUAGCAAGCAGAAGAGGAAAGAAUCCGCACCCAGCGCUUUAAAAAAAAGAAUUCGAAGUCGCUCUUGGUCCGAAACAAGAGGCCAAAAAUCCCUCAACCGUUCACCUUCUCUACCUUCCCUCGUGACGAAGUGGACCUGCAUUCGCUGCCUCUUAGCAAACAAUCGAACUGCCACUCCAAUUUGUACAGCCUGCGGCGCCAGUUCCUCCAUCGCCGAGACGCAUGGACGCCAAGUUGGAGCCAGAAAGUGCAAGAGACUCGAGCCCGGAAAAUCCGGUAGUCUCAAGCAAGUAGCCAGACUGGAUCUCGUGACAAAAGUAACAACUGGUCUAGUCACCCGAGUCCACGACACGAGCACAAACACCCUACAAAUUUCGACUCGGACUGAAAAGAUCGACUCGGAAAUGGCACAGUUAACUGGCAUCAGUCGUAGCGAGCGAGCCAGGAACAGCCGCGAAGAUUGGACCUUACCUUCAGAGAGGAUAGACCCAUCAUCAGUUCCAUAUGUUGAGAAUGAUCCUUCCCAACGAUCCCCCAAGCGCCACUCUCCCUCAAUGUAUGAACGAGUAAAAUCCAAGGUCAGUCGUUCCCUCUCAAAUGGAUCCGUCGUUCAAAAGCUCACUGAGCACGCGAUUCCGCGACCCACGAGUCUAAUAGUCUCCGAAGCUCAUCAGGACGAUGCGCUCUGGAGUUGUGAUAACUGCACCCUCAACAAUGCCCCUAGCUUGGAACAGUGCGAAGCCUGCGAAGCACCCAGGAGUCCAGCACCUUGUAGUGGAGUUGUGAUCAGUGUGCCUGCUUGGGAGCCUCGAGCCUUAACAUCCGCAACACCCUUGUGCUACAGAAGAUCCUUUUCCGAGGUCGAUACCGUGGCCAGCGUCAAUCAGAGAAAAAUCGUGAACCGCAGGAGUCUGAACGAUGAAGAACCGCCGGAAGUGCCGCCGCACUCAGCUGCCUUCAAUUCCCGACCCAAGUACUCUUAUAUAGGAAUCACCGAUCCCGAUGUUCCGCCACCGUUACCAAAGAAACAGAGCAAUAAGUUGAAUCUCCCGGUUUCCCAGAGAUCGCAGGCCGAAGCUACGAGUCCUAUCGGCGAGAGAACGUCGGUCAGUCCCUUGAAGAGAAUGUGGACAUGUCGAAAGUGUUCCUAUGCGUACAAUCCACUCUGGUCUGGUGGAUGCGAUAUUUGUGGAUCAUCGAGAUCCCCACCUUCCUUAACACAGCCGAGUUUAAUUACUGUGACAAAGGAUAGUGGUAAUUCUCGUCCCUCGCAGGCGCACUCGCCGAUUGUUGUCUCAAGAGAUAGUGUCAGGUAUAUUCCAGCGAGACCUCCAGGUUAUCCGCUUGGCGAAGCGGAUCCGGAUGAUAUGGUGGAUUUGGGACCAGGAUGGACUUGCAAGAAAUGCACGCUUUUGAAUAAAGCGUCGAGGACUACUUGUGAAGCUUGUGGAGGCUCUAAGUUGAGGAGCGUCUCGCAUUUGGAGGAUCCGACCUUGCGAAAGGGCGAAAGCUGGGUUUGUCCGUCUUGCACGCUCAGGAAUCCUCUCACGGCGAUUGCUUGCAAUGCGUGUAAAAAUCAGUCGUUCACGGAAACGCCGAGAGAGAAUAGACUUUCGACUCAGAGGAGUCCUAGUCCGAGGCUUACUAGUCCCGCGCCAACUAGCCAGCGAGCUGUUACGCCGAGGCCGCGAAAUUCAGUUCGGAGAAAUGGAUCUGGAGUUGUGGAGAGGAGAUUGACGAAGAAUAAAGAACCGGGUGUUGCGCAGUGGCAAUGUAAGCUUUGCACUUACGAAAACAAGAGCAGCAAUGGAAACUGUGAAAUGUGUCAAAGCUCGAAAAUCUUGUCGCAAUUGCCAAACGACAGACCACGACCAAGUGAGCCAGGCAACAACACACUCAGAAUACAAAGACAGGAAAGUGUCGUUAUGGAAAAUUUGAGGAAAAUAGAAGAAAGAGAAGCACUAGAGAAAUGGGAGAGAAUAGUACUCUACUGUAAAGAGACGAACGAACCUUUUGUCGACGAUUCAUUUCCACCAGCCCCGAAAUCGCUCUAUUAUAAUCCCGCCGAGACGAAAGAUAAUCACGUUGUUCAAUGGAGAAGACCUCAUCAGAUUAACGUAGACUCAAGUGUCGAUUCAAGAUUACCAUGGGCAGUUUUCAGAACACCUUUGCCUUCCGAUAUCUCACAGGGCGUUUUAGGAAAUUGCUGGCUUUUGUCAGCUCUAGCUGUUUUGGCCGAGAGCGACGAACUCGUAAAAAGAGUCCUCGUUAUGCGAGAAACUUGUCCAGAAGGGGCUUAUCAAGUUCGUUUAUGCAAGGAUGGAAAGUGGACUACAGUUCUAGUCGAUGAUUUACUUCCCUGUGAUAAAAGGGGACAUCUCGUCUACUCGCAGGCGAAGAGAAAACAACUGUGGGUCCCAUUAAUCGAGAAAGCCGUAGCGAAAAUCCACGGAUGCUAUGAGGCUUUGGUCUCAGGUCGUGCGAUAGAAGGUCUAGCAACAUUGACAGGAGCUCCCUGUGAAAGUGUUCCACUUCAGCCUUCAGCAUUGCCGAGUGAAGAUGAACUUGACAAAGACUUGAUCUGGGCUCAGCUGCUCUCUUCGCGACAGGCGAUGUUUCUCAUGGGCGCCAGUUGUGGCGGCGGAAAUAUGAAGGUCGACGAAGAGGAGUAUCAGCGGAAAGGCUUGCGACCCAGACACGCCUAUUCUGUUCUUGAUGUUCGCGAUGUCCAGGGAAUUAGAUUACUGCGCCUGCGAAAUCCGUGGGGCCACUACAGUUGGAAAGGCGAUUGGUCUGAUGAUAGUCCCACCUGGACUCCGCAAUUGCGCGAAAUGCUGAUGCCACAUGGAGCUUCCGAUGGGGUCUUUUGGAUUUCGUUUGACGAUGUCCUCCGCUACUUUGACUGCAUCGAUAUCUGCAAAACAAGAGUUGGAUGGAGCGAAGUGAGACUGAGAGGGACUUUGCCGCCACUUUCGUCACUCAGGCAUUUGUCUUGUGUUCUAUUGACUGUUUUGGAACCCACCGAAACUGAGUUCACGCUCUUUCAAGAAGGCCAAAGAAACUCGGAAAAGUCGCAGCGUUCUCAAUUGGAUCUCUGUGUCGUUGUUUUUCGAACACGUUCGCCAGCGGCGCCGGAAGUUGGUCGAUUGGUUGAGCACAGUAAACGCCAGGUUCGAGGAUUCGUUGGAUGCCACAAAAUGUUGGAGAGAGAUUUGUACAUUGUUGUGUGUUUGGCAUUUAAUCACUGGCACACGGGAAUGGAAGACACCUCGAGUUAUCCAGAAUAUGUACUGGCCAUUCAUAGCUCGAAAAGAUUGCUAGUUGAACAAAUUUCGCCUCCCGCCUUUGUUCUGGCUGAUGCUAUUAUAAGUCUGACUCUAGCCAAAGGACAGCGACACGAAGGUAGGGAAGGAAUGACUGCUUAUUACCUGACCAAGGGUUGGGCAGGUUUAGUUGUGAUGGUGGAAAAUCGUCAUGCAAAUAAGUGGAUUCAUGUUAAGUGCGAUUGCCACGAGAGUUAUAAUGUUGUCUCCACAAGAGGACAACUCAGAACUGCUGAUAGUGUUCCCCCUCUUCAUAGACAAGUAAUUAUAGUAUUAACACAACUCGAAGGCAGCGGUGGAUUCUCCAUAGCUCAUCGAUUGACGCACAGACUAGCAAAUAGUGGCAAUCUGCACGACUGGGGUCCACCGGAAACUCAGCAUUGUCCACAAAUAGACACCCAAGUAGAAGGAUUACACAGUCCGCGUUUGAUCACCUGAAUAGAUCGCAGCUGCAAUAAAAGAGAAACCAAAGUUUACCGAAGGUACUGAAGCAAUCUCGUAUUUUCUCGCAUUUCCGACACAAUUGACAGCCAAAUGAUUUUGAUAAUGGCUUGAAUUUGUGCCGAUUGACUCUCGGCUUCUCGAUUUUUUUAGUCCAAUGUCCUUUGGAGUUACUCGGGUAACAUUGAUCGUGAUAAACAAACGAAUAUUCAAAGAGGUCGCGAAACAUUUCCGCGCUGAAUAGACUCUUCUAGUAUCUUUUACCGAUAUAAAGAAAAAGAAAAAAACAAACAAAGAACUUGCUAUAUACAAAACGAAACAAAUUAUUUUCUCAUCUAUAACGUUUAAGCGUUACAAAAAAUUAAAUACAAAGCAAACAGCAUGACAAAAUGUACAACUGCGAAAUGAAAUCUCUAGGGAUCAUAAGAAAAUGUGAUCGUUGUAAUUAUUGUUUUUGGAAUUGCUUAGAAUAUAAUCACAAAUGAGAUCGAUGAAACUCUUUUCUUUUCUUUUUUUAAAAUAAGUUUUUAACUUUUAUUUUGAAUACUCUUGACGAAAUGUGCUGAAAGUGGAGACUUACUUUAAGUAUGAAUCUCAGUGUUUGGUUUAGAAAUCUAGCUUUAAAGGGCCUAAAAGAGCAAAUUUCCUUUUUUCCUAGGUUAAAUGAUCAAUCUUAUUAUUUCGCAGAGCGUACAAAUGUGAUAUUAAAAAA
Belonocnema kinseyi is the source of this 5465-nucleotide messenger RNA. RefSeq names its product calpain-D-like. The record is from RefSeq and is a predicted model, not a curated record. The coding region runs from base 647 to 4750 and encodes 1367 amino acids. The transcript is spliced from 9 exons. Gene Ontology annotation, biological process: proteolysis. Gene Ontology annotation, cellular component: cytoplasm. Gene Ontology annotation, molecular function: calcium-dependent cysteine-type endopeptidase activity. NCBI's taxonomy places the organism in Eukaryota, Metazoa, Arthropoda, Insecta, Hymenoptera, Cynipidae.